Rhinolophus ferrumequinum (greater horseshoe bat) is the source of this 1720-nucleotide messenger RNA. It is a transcript of the gene ARPC1A, whose product is annotated as actin related protein 2/3 complex subunit 1A. The record is from RefSeq and is a predicted model, not a curated record. Gene Ontology annotation, molecular function: actin filament binding. Lineage: Eukaryota; Metazoa; Chordata; Mammalia; Chiroptera; Rhinolophidae. Gene Ontology annotation, biological process: Arp2/3 complex-mediated actin nucleation. Gene Ontology annotation, cellular component: actin cytoskeleton; Arp2/3 protein complex.
CGUACUGUGCAGGCGCCGCAAGCGUUUCCGGUAUCUCAGCCCCUCCCUCUGGGUUUUGGUCCGCCUCCCGCGCCCUUCGGAGCCUGUUCGCGUCGACUGACCAGAGUCCGCGAAUUCACCGCUCCACGCCCGUCGGAACUGCCCCGACCCCAGCUUUCUAUCCUUUGAAAACACUAAGAAUAAUGUCCCUGCAUCAGUUUUUACUAGAGCCAAUCACCUGUCAUGCCUGGAACAGGGAUCGUACCCAGAUUGCCCUGAGCCCUAAUAAUCACGAAGUCCACAUCUAUAAGAAGAACGGGAGCCAGUGGGUGAAAGUUCAUGAACUCAAGGAGCACAAUGGACACAUCACAGGUAUCGACUGGGCUCCCAAGAGCGACCGCAUCGUCACUUGCGGGGCAGACCGCAAUGCCUACGUCUGGAGUCAGAAAGAUGGUGUCUGGAAGCCAACCCUGGUAAUCCUGAGAAUUAAUCGUGCAGCCACUUUUGUCAAGUGGUCUCCACUAGUAAAUAAAUUUGCUGUGGGAAGUGGAGCGCGACUCAUUUCCGUUUGUUACUUCGAGUCCGAAAAUGACUGGUGGGUAAGCAAGCACAUUAAAAAAAGCCCAAUUCGUUCCACCGUCCUCAGCUUGGAUUGGCAUCACAAUGUUUUGCUGGCAGCAGGAUCAUGUGAUUUCAAAUGCAGAGUGUUUUCUGCAUACAUUAAAGAAGUGGAUGAAAAGCCAGCCAGUACGCCCUGGGGCAGCAAGAUGCCUUUUGGUCAGCUGAUGUCAGAAUUUGGUGGCAGUGGCACUGGUGGCUGGGUGCACGGCGUCAGCUUCUCUGCCAGUGGGAGCCGCCUGGCCUGGGUCAGCCACGACAGCACCGUGUCCGUUGCUGAUGCCUCAAAAAGCAUGCAGGUCUCAACUCUGAAAACAGAGUUCCUGCUCCUGAGUGUAUCGUUUGUCUCGGAGAACAGCGUUGUUGCUUGCUGUAAGUAUUUCUCUCCAUCUUUACUUGGCCAUGACUGCUGCCCAAUGCUGUUUAACUACGAUGACCGUGGCUACUUGACUUUCGUCUCCAAGCUAGACAUUCCAAAGCAGAGCAUCCAGCGCAACAUGUCUGGCCAUGGACGCUUCCGCAACAUGGACAAGAGGGCCACGACCGAGGACCGCAACACAGCCUGGAGACCGCACCAGAAUAGCAUCACUCAAGUAUCUAUUUAUGAGGUGGACAAGCAAGAUUGUCGCAAAUUUUGCACUACUGGCAUCGAUGGAGCCAUGACAAUUUGGGAUUUCAAGACCUUAGAGUCUUCCAUCCAGGGCCUUCGGAUAAUGUGAAGCUGCGUGAGCCUCCCAAACCCAGCAUGACUGACUGACAGACUGCCCCGUCGCAGCUCCACCAUUUGCAUGAUGGUGCGGAGAGCCAGCCGCAAGGAAACACUGAAGACACGUAUCUCGCAAAUGUUGUUUGUGUGUUUUUGUUUGAAUAUAAGUGGUGAAAGUGUGGUUUUUAAAAGCAGCAGUGAUUGGAUUUUGUUUGUUCUUUUGGUUUUUGUUUUUCUGUUUGUUUUGUUUUUUGGUUUUUUUUGGUUUGGGUUUUGAUUUUGCUAUUUCAUUCCAUUCUCGACCAAAGCUUCUGUUUUAGUAGUUUAUUAUGGAAAAUUGUCACACUAACUUAAAAGAAAGGGUGGGGAGAUAUGUAAAUUGCUAAAAACAAUUAAAUAAAAAUACUGAAAUGUGUU